AUGAUUCUCAACUAUGUUAUGGAAGAUAUAACAAUAGGAAUAAUUGGAGGAUCUGGUCUCGAUGAUCCGGAUAUUCUGGAGGGGAGGACAGAACGGUAUGUAGUCACUCCAUUUGGAAAGCCAUCUGAUGCGCUGAUUUUGGGCAAAAUAAAGAAUGUUGAUUGUGUGCUUCUUGCAAGGCAUGGGAGACAACACACCAUAAUGCCCACAAAUGUGAAUUACCAGGCCAAUAUUUGGGCCUUGAAGGAAGCGGGCUGCACUCAUCUGUUAGUCACAACAGCAUGUGGUUCUCUCAGAGAAGACAUCCAGCCUGGGGACAUCGUUUUGAUUGACCAGUUUAUUGAUCGGACAGCGAAGCGUGUUCAGACGUUCUAUGACGGGCAGCCCACCAGCCCCACAGGUGUGUGUCACAUCCCUAUGGCUGACCCUUUCUGCAGCAAGACUAGAGAGGUGCUCCUGGAGGUUGCGCAGGGACUCGGUGUGAAGUGUCACCCCCGAGGGACAAUGGUGACCAUAGAGGGUCCUCGUUUCUCCUCUAGGGCAGAGAGCCUCAUGUUCAGACAGUGGGGCGCUGAUGUUAUCAACAUGACCACAGUCCCUGAGGUGGUUCUUGCCAAGGAGGCCGGGCUGUGCUAUGCUAGUAUUGCAAUGGCAACUGAUUAUGACUGCUGGAAAGAGCACGAAGAGGCGGUGUGUGUGGACAAUGUUCUGAAAACCAUGAAAGAGAAUGCAAAUAAAGCGAGCAGCAUCCUACUCACAGCAAUCCCGCAGAUCUGUCAGAUGGACUGGGAGAGCACAAUAAAUGCACAUAAACUGAUGUCACAGUCUUCAGUGAUGUUGCCCAAACAUUAAAGCACCGGGACACUGAGAAGCCAUCAUGUAUCUGCAAACAUGUGUCACAUUCUUAUCAGUAUUACCCUAAAUAAAAAAUACAGGGGGGUUGUUUGUCAGCCAUGGCUGUUAUUUUUCCUUCCAUAAUAGUGUCUAAAAAUACAAUUAGUAUUAUGCAUGGAAGCAUUGCCAGAGGACAGGAUCUUUUGAUUAUCAUUGUUUUUCAGUGCCUUUUAAUACUAGCAGUAGUGUUGUUACUCCAUGAAGUACCUUGGAUAUAAAUCAAAAUACAAGUAUUUUUGGUUGGAUAUAAAACUAAAUAGGUCUCUCUUAAAAACAAAUAAAUGUAUGCUGUUUUCUCA
This is a messenger RNA of Sinocyclocheilus rhinocerous, 1193 nucleotides long. RefSeq names its product S-methyl-5'-thioadenosine phosphorylase-like. Bases 1 to 852 code for a protein of 283 amino acids. Gene Ontology annotation, cellular component: cytosol. NCBI's taxonomy places the organism in Eukaryota, Metazoa, Chordata, Actinopteri, Cypriniformes, Cyprinidae. The transcript is spliced from 8 exons. Gene Ontology annotation, molecular function: S-methyl-5-thioadenosine phosphorylase activity. Gene Ontology annotation, biological process: nucleoside metabolic process. The record is from RefSeq and is a predicted model, not a curated record.